This is a messenger RNA of Periophthalmus magnuspinnatus, 2962 nucleotides long. It is a transcript of the gene mtdha, whose product is annotated as metadherin a. Gene Ontology annotation, molecular function: transcription coregulator activity. Bases 49 to 1500 code for a protein of 483 amino acids. The record is from RefSeq and is a predicted model, not a curated record. NCBI's taxonomy places the organism in Eukaryota, Metazoa, Chordata, Actinopteri, Gobiiformes, Gobiidae. Gene Ontology annotation, biological process: regulation of transcription by RNA polymerase II; negative regulation of apoptotic process; positive regulation of canonical NF-kappaB signal transduction. The transcript has 12 exons. Gene Ontology annotation, cellular component: nucleus.
CACAGCUGUGACAGGAUUAGCCACUCCUCCGUUAGCAUUAGCAUACUGAUGAGAGAGCUAACAACAGUGUCGCGAUUUCAAAACAUGGCAGGGGACAUCCGCGGAUUUGCGCUGGAAAAAGUCGAGUUUAUUUCAAGUCGUUUGAAGGAGCUACUGUCUUCCGGAGAAGGCUAUGUCCGAACACAUUUUGGGGUGGAUCUGGGUCUCAAAGCGGAGCAGUACCCUCCGUGGGUGAUCUUAUUCACGGCCGCCGCGGGGCUGCUGAUGCUGGCCGUGUCCUGUGCCGCUGUCUGCGGUGCUCUGCUUGGCGGGAAGAAGAGGCGAUUGGUGGCUACAACAUCACAGGGAAGCACGGAGCUUCACAAGGCCCCUCUGACCAAAAACAAUACCAAGUCAGAGGAGCUGAAGAGGAAAAACAAAAAGAAGCUGACAGAAAAGAAGAAUCCAUCCAAUGGGCAACCAGUGUCCAUAUCACAAGAAGAAUUUCAAGAAAAUGAGAAAUUGUCACUCAAGACUAACAUAGAAACGGUACCAACACAGGUGAAGAAAAACAAAAAGAAACCCAAGUCUGAUGCAAAACCAACCCAGCAAGUGUUUACAGCUGAAGGAAGGGAGCAGGAUGAUGGUGCAUGGGAGACCAAAGUGAGUAACCGAGAAAAGAGACAGCAGCGCAAAAAGGAGCGAGGUCCUGAUGACUCUGGAAGCCCAGGAGGUUGUGCGGUCCUUAGGGCUUCUGCAGAGGGACUGGGGGGCAAGACAACAAAGAAGAACAAAAACCAUGAUUCCCAGCUUUCAAAGUCCUCUGGAAAAGGGGAUUCAAGUGGAGCUGCUUCCACUUGGAGUGAAGAGGCUUUGAAUAUCAAUGCAGGAUGGACAGAUAUGUCUUUAAAAAUAUCCGGUAAAAUGGGGCCAAUGGAUGGGCCAAAGUGGAGUGCCAUUCCUGCAACCCAGCCCUGGACGCAGGAAACCCAAGCAUGGAGCGGGAUUGAGAGCAGAAUGAAAAAUGACCUUAACCCAGUGUCGUUCUCAAUGCUAGGACUAAGCACAGCAGAGUCAGCUGCCAAUUCAAUUGAGCAGUGGACAAAUCAAGUUCCAGAAGAUGAAUGGUCUGGAUUCAAUGGGAUGACGGCUGUGGACCCCUGCUCUGACUGGAAUGCCCCAGUUGAGCACUGGGGUAACUACGAAGAGCCACCUGCAGUGGAACCCCGAGCCUUCCCACUGAAGGAACAACAAGGCAUUAUCAAGAUGUCUGAUGAUGAGAAGGACAGUGAAGAUCCUUCUGAGGGUUCAUCCAAGUCGAAAAAGAGAAGAAGAAAGAAGAAAAAGACUGAAGAGGAGACUGCAUCUGUGUCCCGGAUGGUGAGCUCUGCUCUCAAACAACAAGAGCUUUCAAUGGAAGCUUCUCAUAAACCCAGUGUAUCACCUGUUCUGAAGAAGCCUGAGGAAACGGCAGAUCCUCUGAAGCCCACACAAAAGAAAAAGGUUCGAAAAGAAACAUGAACUGUUGCCACAGGUCAGAAACUGCUUAUGCAACUGAUUGUUUUACUUGCAAUAAUUACCAGGUUCUAAAACAUGAUCAAACAAUUUAACAAACCAAGCAGUGGAGCUUAACUGCUUGACUGAUUUUUGUCACGAAUGGUGGUCCUAUGGACUGAAGUCUUAAGAAAUUGCACUAUUUGCUACACUGUAAUGUUUCAGGAGAUGGUUGUACAUUAUAUCAUUACAUAUUACUUUGAAUUGGUUUGUCCCCAAAAGAACAAAACGGGUUUGAUUAUUGUGUAUUUAAUAUAAGUGAGGUUUUACUACACUUUGUGUUGCACCUAAUUUAUUUUUUUAUUCUGCUGCUGACCUCAUCAAGUGAGUGUAUAACUUUUUUCCAAAUUAGUUUAAAAAGCAGAUGUUUGCUUUGCAGGGAUUUGUAACUUUUAAUUACUUAAUUAGAUUAAAACCACAACAACUCGUUUUAAAUCAACUGAUUUAUUCCAUUGAGUGUUUUACUUAUUUUAAAACUGGCAGCUGUUGUCAGAGUGAUUUAAUAAUUUAUUUUAAUGAAAUAGUUGUGUAGAAAAUGCUUUGCUGCAUUUGUUUUUCUGAAAAACAAUAGUAGUAACUGAUAAGAGCCAGCAGGAGGCACUGUAGUGUUAAAUACUAUUAAAGCACUGCUAAAUGUCCCUUACCAGACUUUGAUCACUGUUAACCGAUUUUAUUUUCAAAAGCAGAAUGUCUAUUGUUGAUGUUAAUCCUUGUGAUGAUUUUAUUUUGUGUUUCUUCCAUUAUUGUACUAGAAAAAAGCCAUGCCAUGUACAGAUUUAAGGGCUUUUUCAAACACUUCUGUGACUGCACUGUGCAAAAAGCUGUAACACGUUCUUUUUGAUGUGGAUGAUCACAUGUUUGUACCUUUUUUGCUGAAUGUGAAAUGUGUACAUUUUUAAACGGACUUCCAAGAUUUUAAGAUAAAGGUUUUGGACUGAAAAGAAACAAAGACUGAAAGAGAGCAGCUUUACUUUAACAUUAAGAUGAUAAAACAAUGACACAUAUUCAGAGGAGUUGAUUCUGUUGCCUUAACAUGUACAGUCAUUUUGCAAGAUUUGAUGUCAGACUGAUUCUACUUGCAUGACUUUAAUAAUAGUCCUAGUGGAAAUGAAAUGAUCUGCUUUAAUUGUUUGGUCUACUUAUUGUAUAUAAUGUGCUUUUAUAGAGGGACAGAUUUUGUGGGCGUCUGGUUUAGCAGAUAGAUAUUACCACAGCUGUGUUGUUGGUAGGCCUUAGUGCAGUCAGCUUUUAAUCGACUGGUAUGUGAUCUCUGACCCUAGAUGUCCUUAGACCUGACAAGUUCUGUUUUUACUAAUGCUAAAUCAAACAUUGUAUUUAUAAAAUUGUUUUAGAAAAAAUGUUUUUGUCAAUGGCAUUUUUAUGUUUGUUUGGUAAAGAAAACAUUGGAAUAAAUUGUAAUGCUUGAUCU